AUGUCACAAGAUCAUUCAGUUUCAAAAAGACUUCAAAGCGAAUUAAUGAAUUUAAUGAUGGGACCAUCACCAGGUAUUUCCGCAUUCCCAGAUGGUGAUAAUAUUUUUAAUUGGGUUGGCACUAUUCAAGGAGCAGAAGGUACAGUUUAUGAUCAAUUAGAAUUUAAAAUGUCAUUAAAAUUCCCAACUGACUAUCCAUACAAGCCACCAACUGUUAAAUUUGAAACUCAAUGUUUCCACCCAAAUGUAGAUACUAAUGGUAAUAUUUGUCUUGAUAUUCUUAAAGACAAAUGGUCACCAGUUUAUAAUGUUAGAACUCUUUUACUUUCAAUUCAAAGUCUCUUAGCCGAGCCAAAUAAUGAAAGCCCAUUAAACAGUUAUGCUGCCUCUAUUUGGUCCAACCAAGACGAAUAUAAAAAAGUUUUACUAAAAAAAUAUCAAGAGGCAACAGGAAUAACCAUUAAUUAA
Molecule: messenger RNA, 468 nt
Organism: Dictyostelium purpureum
Lineage: Eukaryota; Evosea; Eumycetozoa; Dictyosteliales; Dictyosteliaceae
Exons: 2
Coding region: 1-468 (155 amino acids)
Source: RefSeq, a predicted model, not a curated record